Molecule: messenger RNA, 1560 nt
Organism: Closterium sp. Yama58-4
Lineage: Eukaryota; Viridiplantae; Streptophyta; Zygnematophyceae; Desmidiales; Closteriaceae
Source: the annotation of a GenBank genome assembly
AUGGGAGGCGAAAAUGAGGACGUCGCGGAGCGAGGCGCGAACAGCAGCAGUGCCGUCAACAACCAGGGCGUGGGCGAGUGGCUGCAUAAGGAGGGCUUCGGCGAGUUCAGGGAGGUGUUUGCAACGCAGCAGGUGAACGGCGCUGUGCUGCUGUUGAGUGAAAACUCUAAAACUUAUCCCUCCUCCCCACAGGGCGUGGGUGAGUGGCUGCAGAAGGAGGGCUUUGGCGAGUUCAGGGAGGUGUUUGCAUCACAGCAGGUGAACGGCGCUGUGCUGCUGCGGCUGUCCCGGGAGUCGCUGGCGGAGCUGGUGCCAUCGUUGGGGCCCAGAAUGGCCGUGCUGGACGCUAUAGAGAAGCUGCGAGGGUGGAAGGCAGGACCAAGGCACGUGGGCGAGGGGCUAGUAGCAGGCUUGCAUGCCUUUGCUGCUAAAUUCGUGCAUGGACUGGAUCACCUGCUGAACGACCCUAUAGAGGGUGCAUCAAAGGAAGGUGUAUCGGGGCUAAUGCACGGGCUCUCCAUGGGAAUUACAGGAGCCAUCAAGCAUCCAGUGGAGGGAGUGGCGAUGCUCUCUCAGCAGCUAGGAGACGGCUUUCGCCGCACGCCCGACGCGCUCUUCGGCCGAUCUCCUGCACUAGAAGACAAACAGGGCUCCGCUCCCCCCUCCCCAGUCGUCACGCCCCUCCCCUCCGCCUCCUCCCCCUUCCCCGCCUCUUUUCCUGGUUCUUCCUCUAGACAGGAGGAUUCUGUGGGGCUGUUAUCGCACCCCACCGCGCUGCACCUAGACCCAGCGUUUGGAUCCUCCUCCUCUGUAUCCCCUUCUCAAGCUCUGUCCCGUUAUAAGCCCAGUUCCUCCCCUGGUUCAGCAACAAAGAAGAUAGGAUCAGGGAUGGCUGUGGGGGAAGAAAGGGGGGCGGGGGAGGAGAAGGGGGAAGGGGGCGGACGGGGGGGAAGCGGUGGGGGUGGGGGAGGCGGAGGAGUAGGGGAGGGUUCUGAAGGGGCGGGGUUGACAGGAGGGGGAGGAAAUGUUGGUGAAGAGGCAAAGCCAGAUUUCCUCAAAGAUGAGGGGGACGGGUCGCGGCCGGCUCACAUAGGGGAGGGUAUCCUGGUGGGCAUGCGGUGCUUUGGCAGCGACCUUUAUGAUGGGCUCACUGGCAUUGUGACGGAGCCAAUGAAGGCCAUGGCAAUGGCGCGAGACAAGGGAUCAGGAUCAGCGGCAGUGCCAGCAGCAGCAGUCAUGCGAGGGCUGGCCAAAGGGCUUGCAGGUGCAAUCUGCAAGCCCGUGGCAGGGGGAUUUGAGCUGGCGCAUGCGACAGUGGAGGGGAUAAUAGCCACGCCACAGACGCUGGCAGCAGCAGCGAGGGACGGGCCGGCCAUUCAGGACACACCCACGUACCAGCGCCUUGCUGCCCUGCGCCUGCUGCCAGCGCAAUCGUCAGAGGCCAUAUCGCGCAUGGGGCAGGCAGCACAGCACGGGAGCAUGAGCCCUGCUGCUGCCGCGCUGCAGAUGAGCGAGCUGAGCCACCGGGGGGAGAUGGGCGCGGGCACGGGUGGGGUGUGA